Molecule: messenger RNA, 7050 nt
Organism: Stegodyphus dumicola
Lineage: Eukaryota; Metazoa; Arthropoda; Arachnida; Araneae; Eresidae
Product: cyclin-dependent kinase 5 activator 1-like
Biological process (GO): axon guidance
Cellular component (GO): growth cone; cytoplasm; protein kinase 5 complex
Molecular function (GO): protein kinase binding; cyclin-dependent protein serine/threonine kinase activator activity
Source: RefSeq, a predicted model, not a curated record
GCUAUGAGAAGCGGUCGAAAAUUCCGAUCUAUCCGUCAGGUGCGCUGCUCGGGAUGGUUCCGGAUGUGUCUGUGAUGGGCGCGAGGAGGAUAGACUGUGGCGUUGGUACGAUGCCGUGGAUCCUUGGAGUGGUUCUUUAGGUCGGUUACUCAGGACAAUUUUGAUCCUUCGGAACGACGAUAGUGUUGAGUUGCUCUGGCUUCUCGUGAGGAGUGUGCUGUGUGCAGCACCGCAGCAACCAUGGGGACCGUACUCAGCUUCUCCCCUAGGGAGAGGAAGCCCACUUAUGGGGAGUACAACCUGAAUAACUAUAAUUAUGAGCAACUAAAUAAUGCAAAAAAUAAGGACAAAAGCGGAGGAACGGAGAAGAGUAACGCUAAUAAUAACAACCAGAAUCACCAUCACAGCGCCCACCAUCACAAUUUCAAGAAACAUUCGUUGUUCAUCAAUGCCCUUAGUUGGAAGCACUUCACUGUGUCCAGCAAGAAAAAACAGGAGAAAAGUAAGAAUAUCCGACAACCCUUGGACAGUAUCCAUUCCAUCGUUGAUAAUAAUAAGAACAUUCAGAACUCUCUUUCCUGCUUCAAUGUCAAACCAGGGCUCGGGCAACUGGAUGUGGUAGUCCGGAACAACAACAAUCUUGACAAUGCUAACAAACUGAAACCUGCACCCCCUCCACUGCCACCAAAGCCUGCCAUCCUAACUGCUCACAAUCUGGUCAGGCCAUCAAAUCAUGGCGCCAUCGGGCCUUUGGCUUUCACGUCCAGUUGCGGGGCCGGAUUGUCCAACAAAGCAGUCCUCAGCAACAGCGCGUCCGUACCAUCGGCAAGUGUCAAUGCCAACAAUGUCGCGCCAAGCCCCCACAAGAAGACAGUCAUCCAAGCAUCCACUUCGGAACUGCUGCGAUGUCUUGGGGAGUUCCUGAACAGGCGCUGCAGGAAGCUGAAAGAUUUCCACCCAACAGAUGCAGUGAUGUGGUUGCGAACUGUGGACAGAAGCCUUUUGAUGCAAGGAUGGCAAGACAUCGCUUUCAUCAACCCGGCCAAUGUCGUCUUCUUGUACAUGCUAGUGAGAGACCUGGUUGGAGAGGAUAUUGAAACGGAGCGUGAGCUUCAAGCUGUGGUCCUGACGUGUCUCUACUUAAGCUACUCUUACAUGGGCAACGAAAUCUCGUACCCCUUGAAACCAUUCCUUGUUGAGGAUUCCAAGGAGAAAUUCUGGGAUCGAUGUCUUCUCAUCAUCAAUCUCCUGAGCGGGAAGAUGCUACGAAUCAACAGUGAGCCGAGUUUUUUCACCGAAGUUUUCACCGAGUUGAAAGGUUGUUGUUCUAUGACUGCGUAGCGAUGACGUAGAACUAGUCAAUAUUUUUCAUGUUAAUACGAAUAUAACGAAUUGCACUGGGAAACGGACAGUGAUAAUAACUUCAUCUUAAUCUAAAUAUUUAUGUCAUCGUCAAUCAUGACCUGAAAUGGAGACUAAGUGACGAAGGAUAAAUUUAAUUUCGAUUGAAUCAGGUAAAUAGUUGAAAUCAUUUAAAAUUAAGUUUAAACAUUAAUCCUAUCUGCAAAUAUUAAAAAUUUUAUAGAAAGAUUUUUUUUAAUGCACUGAACUGUUGAUUUGAUAAAACUGUGACAGUUGCAGUGUUACUUCCUAAAUAUAUUUUCCUUUGUUUAAUAUCGAAUCUAUGGUACUUCCCUGUUCUAAUUAAGCCUAAAACUUUUAAAUGAAAUCUAAACUCUUAUUAGGAAAAGCGCUAACUUUGAGAUUUUGAAGCAGUUUGUAUAUCCGUAAACACAGAUGUAAGUUUUGUAAUCAAAAAUUAUUUGAAAUGCUGAUUAACUUUAUAAUAGUUUUCUUAGAAUAUAAACGAAUUUUCAAAGUUAUAAAAGAAUUUUAGCUUAAAAAUUGCAGGCCUGCGAAAUUAUUUGGUAUUUAAUAGUUUAAUCGUACAUUUAAUAAUUCUGAUGUAAGAUAUAGUCACAUAAAAUUAAGCUGAUUAGUCUGGCGGAAAACUUAAACAUGAAGUAGAAAAUAUUUUGGUACUGAACAGAUCUUCCAUUAGCAGGUAACUGAAGAAAUAAAUGCUUUUUGUUAAAAUACUGAAAACGUUGAGAGAAAAAAUCCUGCAGACAGUAAGGUAUAAUAUUUAUUGAUUUGGAUAGCUUCGAACUGUAUUUAGACAUUUGGUUUUUUUUAACCAGAAACGGAAGUACAGCAAUGGCGGCUGGUAUUGAUUUUCUGGAAGAGACGCGUGGUAAUCUACACCAUAUUAGAUGUUUCUUUUCCUACUGUGCUACUUUUGAGCUUCUAAGAACUGCUGCUGUGUAAGCACCAGCAAAUUUUCGACAACCUUUUGCAGGAAAUGGAGUAACGAUUCGAAUAGUCAGUUUAACUAAUUAAGGUUUCAAACCACUUGAAGCAUAAUAGGAAAAAUUUAACAUAAUCCAAUAUAUAUUAGAUGUCAAGCAAUCCUAGAGCAAAAUAUAAUCGCAAAAUUCUUCGAUUAGAUUAAGAUCCAAUGAGUUUUGUAAACUAUAUUUUUAUUUAUUGGCCGCGUACUAACAUAUCUAAUAGUUUUAAAUGCUAAUUCUCUAAUUCUAAAUUUUGUUACUAUUUCCCUCGUAAAUCUGCUCAUUUAUAAUUAUCUCACAUUAGUGUAUUUCUUUUAGCAUUAAUAUAUGACCAUACUGGCUGCUUUAAGCUGUGGGUUCGUUUUAAUUAAAUUAGUAUUUAUUAUCUAUCAAGGCUUAAAAUUGAUAUAUCUAGAAUCGCACAAGGUUUUAUAUUAUAUACCUCAAAUAUAUUAUACAAUACAUAUAUAUAUUUGUUAAUGAAAGAUGUUUUAUUAAGUAAUAUCAGACAUCAAUGGCAUAAAUAUAAUUUAAAACUAAAUAUUAAACACGUUCAGACUGUGUACAAGUAUAAAAGCAGAGAGCAAAGUUGUUUGCAUAACAUUAUAUUAGCUUUUUAGAUACAUCUCCUAGUUAAGAAGUAUCAUUUGAAGUUGAGGUGAUAAAAAAUAAAAAAAGAACAGAAACUUUUUGUUAAGGUAUAAAUAAAACUAAAAAUUAAUGUAUAUAUAUAUAGAGAGAGAAAGAAGUUAAUACAGAUAUGUGAAAGGUAUGAAAACUUUCAAAAUCUCUUCAGAUUCAAUUAAAAUCGUAAUCAAAAUUGUGCGUGAUACUUGAACUACAUGGAAUGUGUCUAAACAUUCUGCAUAAAGAAAUUGAAAUUGCUUUCUGAGGAAAAUCUUGCAGUAAAAAAGAAAAGAAAAUUCAAAAUAAUACAUUUAUUUAUAUUGCCAAAAACCAUUUUUAUAAAAAUAUUUCAAUGUCCAGUAUAGCUCCUUAAAAUCAAACUUCGUAAGGCUAUUAAAUAAUUAUAAACAAAAGGCUAACGCCAUCCUUCAAAUCUUAAACGCAAAGUAAAAUAUCCACAUUUGAUCAACUGAAGUUGAUAUUAAAAGUUCAUUGAAUAAAUAAGAACUCAUUAAUAUUCAUAAAAUUAAUGAUGAUAAUUAAAAAAGAAAAAUUGAAGAAAUGUUUGAUACAUACCGGAAAGCAAACUGUUAUCCUUUGUAAUUACUUAUUUUUUGCUGUAUAAAAUAUGUUAAAUUAUUCAAACAGCAUCAAUCAUAAAUAAGGAAUUAAUUGUGAAUCAAUAACAGAUUAGAUAUCAAUUGAAAAAUAUAUUAAUUUUUAGAAUAUUAAAUAAUAUAAAUUUUGUGUAGAAAUGUAUAAGCAAAAUAUUAAUUUCUAGAUAAUACAUUCUUAUUAAUCGCUAAUACCGCUAGACUAUUUAUUAUUCACGACAAAAUUAAAUACUAAUUUAAUGAAAAUACGCAGAUCUAAUUAAUUUAAAAUGAAUACGCAGAUCUGUCUAAGGUUUCUAAAGUUUUCCAAUCAAUAAGAUAAAGUUUAGGAUUAAUUCAACUAUAAAUAUUACUUAAUUGCAUGUAAAAACAGCAUUUAUUUGGGUGUAAUGUUACUCCUAAGUUUUAAAAAUGUAAAAUAUUUUUCUUUUCAAGGUCUCAUACAUAUUUUAAUUAAUGAAAUACUGGGAAUCAACUGGUUUCAACUGGUUUUAAGACACCCAUUAAAACAUUUAUCAUAUUUGAUCAUUAAAACAAAUCCUAAAAAGGAAAUAUAAACACUUACUUUUUUAAUUUCAUAUUACAUGAAGAUUAAUUACUUAAAUUUAAAUUAAGCUCUUUAAUCAAUAGUUUGAGACCAAACUCAGCUGGAGAACUUGCAUAGCGGUUGUUUGAUCAGAAAUAAACCUACGCCUAUGUGAAUGUUUCUCUGCGAUAGAGCUUCCAAAGCAGGAAAACUGCUUUUAAAGGUAAAUAAAUUCUGAAAAUGGUUAAAUAAGGAAGAAUUGGCGGUAGUUUCUUACAAUACUUAGUACAACACUUAACACUACAACGAUAGAGAAAUACAAUACUUAGGAAAUACAUAAAAUUAGGAACUGAGAAAAAAUCAGCUGCUAAAUUAUUAUUGAUAGGCUAUACGAAAUAACAAAAAAUUAACAUUUUGAAAUCCUAAUAUCACAGCAUAUUGAGAAAUGCUGGUAAAUAGUUACAAGGCAUCUUGGUAAGAUUAAAAACAAAGCUUUGGUAUGUUUUUCUAAUAGAUACAAAAGGUGACUGGAAAGAAAAGUGUAUCAUUCUUUAAUUCGGUAAUGGGAAUUUUGGAAUUUCCGGUGAUAUGUGUGAGGCGUUCUUCUAUUCUGAGCUAACAUCUUGAUCUAAUAUAUUUCAGUAUUUCAAGGCAUACAGUAGCUUUUAGUAUAUGUUAUUAGACAGCAGAAGGCACUGUGUAAUUCUCUUUCAAAUCGAGUAAAGCCAAAACAGAAAUCUACAAAAUAUUUACCACCAGGUUAAGGAAUUGUACUAUCGCCUGUAGUUUGGAUGGAGGACUUCUCCAAUUUUUUAAAAUUAUCCAUAUUUUUAUAUGAAAGUUGUAAACCUUGUACUGUAUCAUAGGCGUAUUACUUUUAAGACCAUGCACAUUUCUACAAAUAGUUUACAUAGUCAGAUAUCUGUGAAUAUUCACCAAUAUUUUCGGUCACUCUUAAAUAUAAACUUGCAAAAAUUUGAAACUGAAUUUAACCUUUUGUCAUUGUAAUAUAGUAAAUUUUUAUAACGUAUUUAAGUUUGAAUGAAAUAUACACAUAUUUAUGCUCCACACUUAAUCAUCUCAUCCUUAUUUAUUUGUACGUAAGUGAAAAACAUUAACGGGUUACUAAAAUUAUGUAUAUUUAUUUUAUCAUUACUAACGCAGACAUGAUACUGAUUUUAAAAGCAAAGCAAAUAUAGAGAGAAAUACUGUAAAUUAAUACCGCGAAUUAGAAUAACUCCAAUUUUUAUUUAAGUACAUUUAAAAAGUAAACUUUCUUAUAUUACAGCCACUGUUAAUUGCAUAAAUAUACAUUUUGAUAGCAUAAAAAUAUUCCACAAUUCCCCAAAAUAUUUUAAUACAGAAAUUUGCCAACGAUGGUGACGUAAUAUUUUUGGCUGUCAAAACUUUUUUGAGAUUUCAUAUGGCUUUGUAAAGCUAAUUCAGCAGCUAAUUUUCCCAUUCUUAAUAGAAGCGUUAAUGAUUACAAAUUAUACGUUAAUGAUUACAAAAGUUUUAGGAAAUUAUGUAAUUUGUCACCUAAAAAUGUUUCCUUACAGGUACAUCGUUUUUCGAGGUUGAAACGUUACUCUAAAGCAAUAAUUCCUUACUUUCAUGGCAUAAUUCACUGCAUUAGAUUCAGAUUAUAAUAAGCUAAGGAAUAAUAUAAAUAGCAAUUAAAUUAAUUUUGUCAGUAUCUCUAUGAAAACAAAUUAAUAUGUAUUUAUUAAUGCUUACAUAAUAAUUAUUGUUUUACAAUUUAAAUAGUUAGUUGAAACAUCAAUCAAAAUUAAAUCGUCUCCCAUGACCUUCUCAUUCAGUCUUUCAAUUCUUUCAGUUAGCUUAUAACUAUUUUGAUCUUCUAAACUUUAGAAGCUAGUCAUCAUUUUGUAGCACUGAUACUGAUUAUAUGAGAUCAGAAAGACUCAGUACAGUAAACGAUGUAUAUAUAACAAGCUAAUACAUUUAGAAUGUGUCUAAGUAGUAUUUAAAUGUAUUGCUUAGACAUCCUGGAAUACUGCGGCAAGUUACCUAAAGUUUAAGGAGAAUAAUAAGUCUUUAACAUGAGACAAAGAAAUUUAUAAAAUAUAAUUUUUAUCAGAUUGCACUAAAGUUUGAUUUAUACAUCAGACUAGGCUCUGAGUGAAUCCUCUUUCACAUCGUUGAAUCUUUCAAUGUAAAGGAAGGAGAUUCAUCGCAUUGGAUAACUAGAAAUAAUUUCAAUCUCAGCUCCAAAAUUCUAGGGAGUUUAAAAAAUCUAAAAACAGAACAUUCUAAAGCCUAUGACUAUUGUGGAAAACGUUUAAUAGAUUAGAUGUACGAGUAGAAUUAAAUAUAUCUAGGUAAAGAGAUAAAAGUGUACUGUUCAUGGAAACAUUUUUAGGAAGAAAAAAGAUUAAGAUUUAAAUCUGUGUGUCAGGUGUUGUUCUGAGACUUAUUUUCUAAACCUUAAAUAUUCCAAAGUGAAUUUUCUGAACUGAAAUCUAAUCUAGAACAUGUCGGAUAAUACAUAAGAAUGUUAAAUAUAGGAAAUAUCUGAAAUUUGUAGAGUUAUUCAGGUUUAGAUAUAAAUGACUAUAGUUACCCUAUCAAGUCAUCAAAUGGGCCAGAUCUGUUCGUCCUUUAAUAUUUUUAAAACAAAAUCGUUAGGAAAAUACUGCGUAAAAUUGAAGUCAAUGUAUGCAAACUGUAUAUGAGUGCGGGGAGGAUAUUACAGAACUAGGUAAUAUAAGCAGGCUAAAUCAAAUGAAGCCUUAAUUUAGCUCAAAGUCGACGUAAACUAAAUUAUUUUAAAAUGAAUGACCAAUGCUGGGAACGUUAAGACGCAAUAUUUUCUUAAAUUAAUAAUUUCAGAAAUCCGCUUUUUAAAAUUAAUUAUUAUAAAUUUGUACAUUUAUGGAAAUUUUCGAAUUUUCGGGUUUAAAAAAUCCAA